Molecule: messenger RNA, 2673 nt
Organism: Cynoglossus semilaevis (tongue sole)
Lineage: Eukaryota; Metazoa; Chordata; Actinopteri; Pleuronectiformes; Cynoglossidae
Gene: rint1
Product: RAD50 interactor 1
Exons: 15
Coding region: 191-2578 (795 amino acids)
Biological process (GO): endoplasmic reticulum to Golgi vesicle-mediated transport; retrograde vesicle-mediated transport, Golgi to endoplasmic reticulum; regulation of ER to Golgi vesicle-mediated transport
Cellular component (GO): Dsl1/NZR complex
Source: RefSeq, a predicted model, not a curated record
UAGGAGGUGACUUUGUUUUGCUCAUCGUCUUAUCCGCAUGUAAAGCGUUGGGUGGAUCAUUUGUAAAAAUCCAGUGAGGCGGACGACAAAAUAAUGACCUCCAGCGGCACACGCCCGAUGAUUAAACAAGCGCUGCGCUGAUCAGCCACAGGAAGUCUGUUGUGUUGACAACGUCGUUCGGAGAGGAAAGAUGGCGGCGCUCACAGCCGCUGCUCCAGAAGAAGCAGAGCAAACAGCACAGACAGAAAACAACCAUUUACCACAGCCAGAAAACACCACCAGUCCAGACACAGAGACGAGUCCUGCACUUUCAGGGGACGUCCAGUCCAUUGUUGUGGAUUUCCUGGAGAAAGAAGUCGGCAGCGACCUAAAGUCCCUGAAGAAUGUUGGCCACUUGCUUCAAAAGCUGAAAGAAGAAAACAUCGCUUUGGAAGAACAGGUUCUGACCGUGUCCAACUCACUACCACCCAAAGUUUCUGCGGCCCUGUCGGCUGCUGAGGAGGCCAGAUGUUCCGUGGAGGAGCUGCUAAAGAGGGAGCGGCUCGUCUCCAACACGCUGCAACAGCACCUCCUGCAGGCCCAGCCUUGCAUGGACAGUCUCGGUCAGGUCCUGGACCAAGUGGACACCAUAGAGAGACACAUGAAGUACCUACGCUGCCUCCAACACAUAGAAGAACUCAGUGCUACAGUACAGCAGUGUCUGAUGACCAGCAGCGUGUGGGAGGCCAUCAGAGCAGUGGACACCAUGGCAGCUUUGGACGCUGGACUCCACCAGUCGGAGUGUUCUCACCUCAAGAACUUCCUGCGGGAAACGCUUCACUUCUGGCAUAAGAUCAUCAAGGCCCGGCUGACCAGUGACUUUGAAAAAGUGCUGACUCAGCUCCACUGGCCCAUUAUCUCCCCUCCAGCCCAGUCGCUGACCCCCACGGCCAACACCCAGGAGAUCAGCAGCCAGUUGGAGCUGGUGGUCACCCAGCUGCUGGCCCUGCAGACCUCCGAUGACCUCCUGUGUCAGAGGUCAGAGACCUCCCCUCAGUCUGCGUCUCCAGCUGCCCUCCUGUCUCCGGCCCCUCCCCUCUGCUUACCUGUCCAGAUUAUGCUGCUGCCGCUCAGUAAGAGGUUCAGGUAUCACUUCUACGGCAACCGUACGACCAACAACCCCGGCAAGCCAGAGUGGUACCUCACUCAGGCCCUGAUGUGGAUGGGAAACAGCACCACCUUCAUGGAGGAGAAGAUCCAGCCAAUCGUGGACCGAGCCGGGGCUAACAUCAGCACCAGGGUGGAACUGUGCCGAGGCCUUUUGUCUGUGGUGCAGGAGAAAGUGGCCGCCGACGCCUCCAGGCUGCUGUACGACGACGCACUUUUCUCCCACCUGGUGGAGGAGGUGCUGCAGUUCGAGAAGGAGCUGAGGAGCAGCCACUCGUACCCAGCAGGGCUGCCCGGUCUGCUGCACCUCCUGCUGGAGGACAGUGUCCUCCAGAAGUGGCUGACGGUGGAGAGAAAGAUGGCGGUGGAGAAGAUGGACGCCAUGUUGUCAGCAGAGGGAGCCUGGAGCUCUCAGUACAAGGACAUCAGUGACAUGGACGAGCUGAAGGCUCCAGACUGUGCUGAGACCUUCAUGACCCUGCUGCAGGUCAUCACUGAGCGAUAUCGUGCUCUGCCCUGUCCGUCUGCACAGCUGAAGUUCCUGGGACUACAGAAGGAACUGGUGGACGAUUUUCGUAUACGACUGACCCAGGUGAUGAAAGAGGAGUCUCGCAGUCCCCUCGGUGCACGUUACUGUGCCAUCCUCAACGCCGUCCACUACAUCUCCACCAUCCUGACCGACUGGGGGGACAACGUGUUUUUCCUGCAGCUGCAGCAGGCGCUGGUGUCUAUCGGAGACGAGACGGUGCUGGGAGACCUGGGGGUGAUGGAGGUGGGCCGCCUGGCCUCCCUGGAGGGCUCGCUGUUCGAAGGCUUGUUAGCGUUGCUGGAUCGGCUGAAGGGAGACAUGAUGGGCAGACAGCUGGAGUGGACCAUGAGGGACAUCACUGCCAAGGCCAAACCAUACUGUCAGGACAGGUGGCUGUCAGUGCCGUCCCAGCAGGACCUGUCCACCAUGUCCCUGUCCAGCUCCGCCUGUCCAAUGAUGCUGUGUGUGAGGGACAAACUCCUGAACCUGCACCAGGUCCUGAGUCUUUCCCUGUUCCAGCUGGCCUGGCAGGGCCUGGCAGACAGACUGGACCACUUCCUCUACCAGGAUGUCAUCCUGUCCAAUCAUUUCAGUGAAGGCGGAGCUUCACAGCUGCAGUUUGACAUGACCAGGAACCUGUUCCCUCUGUUUGGACACUACUGCAAAAGACCAGAGAACUUCUUCAAGCAUGUGAAGGAGUCCUGUAUCAUCCUGUGUCUCAACCUGGGCUCAGCUAUCCUGCUGAGGGACCUGCUGAGAGAGUCGGAGGAGGAGACCAGGGACUGGGUCGGCGCCGAUGUUCCCGCCGCCGUGUCUGCGCUCAAUGAAAUGGGCGUGUUCUGCCUGGCACCGUGUGACGUGUUAAUCCUCCUCCACCUCAGGGCGUCCUGGCCUGGACAGUGACCGUCCUAACUGUGUCUUUUGGGGACAUGCUGACGUGAAAAACAACAACUGACAUUUGUCUGAGAGUCAAUGUAAUAAACACACCUGGCCAAGAA